Molecule: messenger RNA, 3750 nt
Organism: Cyprinodon tularosa
Lineage: Eukaryota; Metazoa; Chordata; Actinopteri; Cyprinodontiformes; Cyprinodontidae
Product: C2 calcium-dependent domain-containing protein 4C
Exons: 2
Coding region: 531-1790 (419 amino acids)
Source: RefSeq, a predicted model, not a curated record
UUAUUUUUAUCCAACACCAAGCUGUUCUAAAUUUAAUUUGUUGAGGCACAAAAGCUGCAGCCUCCUUUUUAUUGAUUACUUUAGAUAUGGAGAUGCUUGCAUACCGUGGCUUCUCUAAGAAUCAAUUAUAUAUAAAUAUAUCCAAGAAAGACGCAACACCAGCACAUUUGGGAACAUUUCCCCCAAAAAGUGUUAAAAUGCAUAAAAAAAAGAUUAAUUCCACUUGUGUAAGUUAAGACGCAACAAGUGCGUUUCUCACUGGUUCUACUGGGAGGACACAGACAGCCACAGGUGGAUCUUAUUGGUCAAUCCCAGCUUCUGGGGCUUCCAUAAAACGCGCAACAGGAGCAACAGGAGCGGAGAGGGAGCGUCAGGGCGCAGAGCAGCCGCGCCGCGGAGCGCACAUCACGGUCCAGAGAAAACACCUGUUACUGCAGGACUGAGCGCAAAAAGCAGGACGGAGACGCCCUUCAAUAAACCUAGGUUCCUGAGUGAGACCUGCUCUUCUCCUCCCACUGUCUGGUGGGAAAAUGUGGGUUCUGGAUAAGAUCCGUGGCUCGGUGGAGACGGGUAUGCUUAGACAAGGAGACAAUGGUGACAGGAAGGCUGUGGCUCCAGCUUACAGCAAUGUGCUCACUCCCGACAAGAUCCCAGACUUUUUUAUCCCUCCAAAGCUGGUCAGCUGCCCCUCAGACCCCGAGGCUCCCGGCAUCAAGCCUAAAGAGGGGCUGCAUCCUUCCACAUCUCAGCAAACUAUCAGCACCAACAGGAAGAUCAGCAGUCCAAGGAGCCCUCGGCUGGUGGCUAAGAUAGCAGGAGACACAAAGAACCUGCUGAGAGCAGCGAACCGCCACAUCAUCCAGAUAGAAAGUGCUGAUGACGUUGUGGCUGGGGACACCAAUGCAGACCCCCAGUCCCAGACAGCCAUGUCCCUCCCAUAUGUUCCUAAGACUCAGACAUCUUAUGGCUUCGCCACCCUAAAAGAGAGCCCCCACACUCGGCGCAAAGAGUCCCUAUUUCACUGCGAGCUGACCAGUCCAAUCACCUCCCCAAACACCCAGAGGAAGACUCCAGGGAAGGGCAGCGAGACAGGGAACCGGCUGACCCCUGCUGACUGCAACACCUCCCACAUGAACCCUUACCGUUACUUUAGUGGCGGAGAAAGUGACACCUGCUCUUCUGCGGAAUCAUCUCCCUUCAGUUCUCCGUUGCUGUCCCGCUCUGCUUCGCUUCUCAAGAUCUUCACCCAUGAGACACAGGCCAAAGUGGUGAAAGCCAAGCGGACGCUGGCUCGCCACAGCUCCCUGUCCACAGACGAGUGCAGCUCGGCAGAACCCAGUCCCAACAUCCAGCGACGUCUCAGAAUCCCGUCCCUUCACGGCGCGGCUGGAGCAUCUGACCACGGCCUCCAGCGGGAGCACACCAUCAACCUGCACAAGGGAGGCACAUUAAGGAUCAGCGUCAACCAUGACUCCACCACGUCACGCUUGCUCAUCCGUGUUCUGGUGGCUGAGAGUCUGUACGACAAAAGCGUUGACAUCAAAAGCAUCAACUGCUGUGUGUCGGUGUACCUUAACCCGGGCAAGCUGCAGAAGCAGAGAAGCAACAUUAUUAAGAACAGCCGCAACCCCGUCUUCAAUGAGGACUUCUUCUUUGACUCCAUUAGCUCUGCUCAGGUGAAGAACCUUUCGGUUAAGUUCAAGGUGGUGAACAAGGGCACCAGCCUGAAGAGGGACACGCUGCUCGGCGAAAGGGAAGUUCCUCUGGCAAAGCUGCUCUCUGGACUCUAAAGCCACAGGAGAAGGAGUUUAAAGGGAUAAUUUGGGAUUUUUAAAGAGAGAUUCAGGUGAAAGCUUACACUCAUUUUUCCUCUGACCUACCAUGGAUAACUGUUGGCAUCUGAAUUAACUUUGAAUUUAUAACCACUGGUCGUGGCAGCUGAUGCUAAAUGCUGAAAAACAGAAAUGGACUCCUACUGUCUGAAAACAACUCUGGUUUCCAAACAAUUUGUUUCAAAACACAAUGAUUUGAAUCUCCUUUAUUUAGAGAGACAUCUAUACUCAUUUACAUUUUGUGGAAAAAAUCAAGGGAGUAAACCAGCAAUGAUCUGUAUGAAACAUAACCCCCCCAAAAAGCAGAAAAACACACAAAAAAACAUAAAUAAUUUCAACUAAUUCAUUGAUUUCUACACUGAAGCAGUCGCUGUCAUUAAUGCUUCAUUAAUGUUAAGGUUCAGGAUUAGUUGUUCCUUUAUUCAGAUGCUUCUAACCUUAACCAUUACUAGCUGUUAGCCUCAGCCUAUGAGACUUAUUAAUCUGGAUUUAUAAUAAAUGAAGACACAGACAGAGUUAUUUACUAAAACUAAGAUUUAUGCUGCUUGUAACCUUUUAACAAAAUCUCCAUUUGGAUAUCCCAGACUGUUGCUUUAAAACUCAAAGGAUUGUGGCUAAAACUCUACUUUUGUGUUUGCACUGUUUUCUCAAUGACUGUAAGCGUGGAGAAUGUAAGAAGGAGAAAGGUUUAGAAAACAACCUGCCGAAGGUCUGCUGAGGUUCUUUUUCUGAUAAUUUAUUCCCGUUUAACCAAACUGGACUCCAACAGCCACAGAUGAAUGUGACAGAAUAAAGCUCUCCAUUCUGAGCACGUUUCCUGGCGUCCUGAGCCAGGUCCUCCUGGUUCAAAGGUUGAAUGGCACCUGUGCGUCAGCCCGUCUCCCGUCCUCCACCUUCGACGUGCUCGUAAUGGAUUUAUUAUUGUAAUGUGGCGGAAAUCCGCAGCAGCGCAGGAUUUUUUACAUGAGCUCCACCAUCUGCCACACAGAGAUGCUUUUGUGAAUGAGUGCGUGCUUUGAAGCGGCCCCAGAUCCUGAUGUGCAAAUGAUCCUUUGAUCUACAGGGGGAGGGCAAGGAGCGAAAGGAACAGUCACAUUUACAUGCACAUCAAAAAUGGAAUUUCAAUAUGAUUGAUUAAGCAAAAGACUGCAAUAAUCUAAAAUGCUGAAAAUUAGAAAUGUUGCAAUCAGCAGGUAUCUGUAAGCAGAUGCAUGGUUUUGAGCUUAAAUUGCUUUGUGGAUAUUUUUAUAUAAAACUACACAGCUUACUUACUCUAAUCCUCGAUUUCAUCAGUACACCUCAAUCUGAAUGUUGCUUUCGCAGACUAAAGCCAAGAAAGGGUUAAAAGAAAAAACAUAACAGUUUUAUACCAUGUUGUUUUGAUCCAAUUAUUGAUGUAGCAUUAUCAGUUUUUCCUUCUUUUUUUAAGCUAAAUCUGAGCAAGACAGUUUGAGUAUAACUAUAAAUUAUCUGCAUAAAGCUCAAAAUUAAUAAAUCUUUCAGGUGAAUCAUGCCACAACAUACUUACUUUCUCUAAUAUACAGGCGUUACCCAAAUAAAACCCUUCGAGAUAUGUCUGGGAAGAGUGUGGGAAAAAAAAAAAAAAAACAUGAAAUAAUGAAGACGACACUUUAGGGGGAAAUCUUCAGUUUUGAUAAUCAAAACUUGUCAGUAUAAUUAGUUUUUUUCUCCAAAACUGAUUUUGAGAUGCUUGUUUAAAAAUCCAUUUGGAGGCUCCCAGCACAAAUUUUGAUUAUAUUAUGUUUUGACAAUCUGAGACUUUACUCCCUGCAUAAAAAAUGUAAGCGUAAGAAGUAGGUACUAUUAAUCUGAAAUGGAUUAAUUUCAUUUUAAAUGUGCCAUUAAAGAGAGAAAAAUAUUUUUAAAAGCCAAAAGAUAACCUAAUGAGUAACAUAUC